GAGAUUGAUCGGGGAGGAGGAUGAGAGGCCUCAGAUCGCGGAUCCUCCGGACCCUGCAGUCCUUCCCCAACGCCGCCGCCGCGCAGUCCAACGCCCUCCUCCCGCCCCCCGACGCCGCCGCACCCGAGGCCGUGCCCGAGCCGGCCGCCGUCCCCGAUGGCGACGACGACAAGGAGAACCUGUCGCCGGAGGCCAACCCGCGGAAGGCCAAGAAGAUGAAGGUGGGCUCUCUGGAGGGUGGCUCUCUGGAGGAGUCCGGCAGGCGCUACCGCCGGCCGGAGCUCGAGUCGUCCAGCCUCUUCGACCCGGACCUCCUCGCCGCCUUCCGCGGCGUCGUGGACGCGUACGCCCAGGCGCUCGACAAGACCCAGCGCCGCGAUGUCGACUUCGACGACGCCGACGACGACAUCGCCGCCGCGCUGGACGCCGGCGGCCGCGACGAGGACCCCCUGGCCGGGCUGGAGUGCCGGUGCCCGCCCGGCGGGGAGCGGGCCGUGGUGCUCUACACCACGUCGCUGCGCGGGGUGCGCAAGACGUUCGAGGACUGUGCCACCGUGCGCCGCCUGCUCGACGGGCUCCGCGUCGCCUUCCUGGAGCGCGACGUGUCCAUGCACGCGCCCUACCGGGACGAGCUCCGCGCUCUGCUGCCGCCUCCGCCGGGCGACGGCGCCAGCAUGCCCCUGCCGCCGCGGCUGUUCGUGGACGGGCGGUACGUGGGCGGCGCCGACGAGGUGGUGGCGCUGCACGAGCGGUCGCGGCUCCGGGCGAUGCUCCGGCGCGCCGCGCGCCGGCGCGCGGGCGACGCGGCCUGCGCGGUGUGCGGCGGCGCCUGGUUCGUGGUGUGCGGCGGGUGCAGCGGCCGUCAUUGGCUCUAUGACGACGGCUCGGCCGCCGCCGUCGCCGCCAGCCGCGUGCCGUGCCCCGGGUGCAACGAGAACGGGCUCGUGCCGUGCCCCCUGUGCAGCUGAGGUGAUCCCUGCCCUGCCCCGACAGACAUGUACAUCUUUUUUGUGUAUCACCAUGGCGACAGCGAAAUUCUUUGCGAUUGUUUCACCCUGUAGUAAGUAUAAUUUGUCACACAUUUGUUCUCCGCUCAUUCACCCUGCAAAUUGUGAAAUCCAUGAAGCCAUUGUGCAUGUACGACAUGAUCUGAUGUGCUGUGACUGUGACACUCUCAUCUGUUGUUCAGA
Triticum dicoccoides is the source of this 1190-nucleotide messenger RNA. RefSeq lists its product as uncharacterized. The transcript has a single exon. Lineage: Eukaryota; Viridiplantae; Streptophyta; Magnoliopsida; Poales; Poaceae. The record is from RefSeq and is a predicted model, not a curated record. Bases 21 to 968 code for a protein of 315 amino acids.